Messenger RNA from Lithohypha guttulata, 1071 nucleotides. RefSeq lists its product as uncharacterized. The record is from RefSeq and is a predicted model, not a curated record. The transcript has a single exon. NCBI's taxonomy places the organism in Eukaryota, Fungi, Ascomycota, Eurotiomycetes, Chaetothyriales, Trichomeriaceae. Bases 1 to 1071 code for a protein of 356 amino acids. Gene Ontology annotation, molecular function: oxidoreductase activity.
AUGGCCUCCAACGAGCUCCCCAAAACGACAUCUCAAUACGUCCUAAAGACGCAGAAGGGCUUUGAAUCCCUAGAACUCGAGCACGAUGUAUCUCUUCCGAAACUCGGCGAUUACGAUUGCCUCGUACAGAUUCAGGCUGUCUCCCUCAAUUACCGUGAUCUGAUCAUUGCGAAAGGACAAUAUCCCUUCCCCGUGAAGACACCUGUCAUUCCCUGCUCCGAUGCAGCAGGCAACGUGCUCGCUGUUGGACCCAAGGUGACCGAGUUCGAGGUUGGCGACAAAGUCUGCACUCUCUUCAACGAGAAACAUCAAGCCGGCGCACUUACGCCAGUAGCUGUCGCUUCAGGUUUGGGCGGUGCAUUCGACGGUACUCUACGACAGUACGGUGUCUUCCCAGAACACGGCCUGGUCCCAGCACCAACCAACCUCACACCUACCGAGGCAGGAACUCUAAGUUGUGCCCCUCUCACAGCAUGGAACGCCCUCUACGGCCUAGAGUCCAAAGCGCUGAAACCAGGUCAGGUCGUCCUCACCCAAGGCACAGGCGGUGUUUCCGUCGCCGCCAUCCAAUUUGCCAAAGCAGCAGGCGCAAUCGUCAUCGCCACCAGCAGCUCCGAAGAAAAAUGCAAGUUCCUGAAAGAGAAACUCGGCGCAGACAUCACGAUCAACUACAAGACACACCAAAACUGGGGCGAACUUGCCAAGAAGCACUCCCCAGACGGCGAAGGUGUGGACCAUGUCAUCGAGAUCGGCGGUCCAAGCACAAUGGAGCAGAGCAUGAAAGCCAUCAAGAUGGAGGGUGUGAUCACUGUCAUCGGCUUCGUGGGCGGUCCUGGUGCAGAGAAGCAGCCGAGCACGCUGGAUACAUUGACGUAUACGUGUACGGUGCGAGGUAUUCUGGUGGGUAGUCGACUUCAGUUCAAGGCUAUGAAUCGUGCUAUUGAUGCGGCGAACAUUCAUCCUGUGGUUGAUAAGACUUUUGAGUUUGAGAAGGCACAGGAGGCGUAUCAGUAUCAGUGGGAUCAGAGACAUAUUGGAAAGGUAGUGAUACAGCUGGGACGUCUGCAGUAG